This is a messenger RNA of Brassicogethes aeneus, 1870 nucleotides long. The record is from the annotation of a GenBank genome assembly. Lineage: Eukaryota; Metazoa; Arthropoda; Insecta; Coleoptera; Nitidulidae.
CAAGGGAUGAGCGGCGGCAGCCACAGCCACCAGCCGCCUACGCUGCAUCAGUGUCGUCGUGUGCCAAGCCCACUCUUUUUCGGCCCGAUGGAUUUCGCCGCGCCAAAUCGUUUUGCAAACUCCUUCGUAUCGGUCAUGUAAAAGUGGGCUGCAAUGGAGCUGUGGCUCACCGUAUCGUGGCUGGUGUUGGGCGGAUUGAGUCCCCCAUGUUGGGCGAACCCGGACGCCAAGCGCCUUUACGACGACCUCCUCUCCAACUACAACCGGCUCAUCAGGCCGGUCGGCAACAACUCCGAUCGGCUCACCGUCAAAAUGGGCUUGCGGCUCUCGCAGCUCAUCGACGUGAACUUAAAAAAUCAAAUAAUGACAACGAAUGUGUGGGUAGAACAGGAAUGGAACGACUACAAACUAAAAUGGAAUCCGGACGACUACGGUGGUGUGGAAAUUCUGCACGUACCCUCCGAACAUAUUUGGCUUCCCGACAUUGUUUUAUAUAAUAACGCUGAUGGUAACUACGAGGUGACAAUAAUGACCAAGGCGAUUCUACAUCACACUGGCAAAGUGGUAUGGAAACCCCCGGCGAUCUACAAAUCCUUUUGCGAGAUCGAUGUCGAGUAUUUUCCAUUCGACGAGCAAACAUGUUUCAUGAAGUUUGGAUCUUGGACUUAUGAUGGAUACUUGGUGGAUCUGAGACACCUGUCGCAGGUCCAAGACUCAAACAAGAUCGACAUGGGAAUCGACUUGCAGGACUACUACAUAUCAGUCGAAUGGGACAUAAUGCGGGUGCCCGCGGUGCGCAACGAAAAGUUCUACAGCUGCUGCGAGGAGCCAUACCCCGACAUCAUCUUCAACAUAACGCUCCGCCGAAAAACUCUCUUCUACACGGUCAACCUGAUCAUCCCUUGCGUGGGAAUAUCCUUCCUCUCCAUCCUCGUCUUCUACCUCCCUUCGGAUUCCGGAGAGAAGGUGUCGUUGUCCAUCUCGAUCCUCCUCUCGUUGACCGUGUUCUUCCUCCUCCUCGUGGAGAUCAUCCCGCCCACCUCCCUCACAGUGCCUCUGCUGGGAAAAUAUCUCCUGUUCACCAUGCUGCUGUGCACGUUAUCGGUAGUGAUCACCAUCAUAGUGCUGAACGUGAACUUUCGCUCGCCCGUCACGCACAAGCUGGCGCCGUGGGUUCGCGGGCUGUUCAUCGAGUUUUUGCCGAAAUUUUUGUUCAUCUCGAGGCCCAAGAAAGACGAGGACGACAAGGGUCAGGACAGCAUGCUCACCGACGUUAUUCAAGUGCCCAUGCUGGACACAUUCAAGCCACUCGACAAGGCUUCCUUCGACAGUUUCGACCUAGGUCUUCCAUCGGCGCGUUUCGAAAUACCCGGCUCGUGUUUCGGCGAGCCGCCGUUUCCGCCGUUACCGCCGCUCACCGGCGGCGACGAGGAGCUCUACAGCCCCGCCAGCUGCCGGACGAACACAUUCGACGACGCCAGCCCCUCCUUCGACAAGGUCGAGCUCCAGGACAUGGAGAAAACGAUCGCCGACUCGAGGUUCAUUGCUCAACACGUUAGGAAUAAAGACGCAUUCGAAAAUGUGGAAGAAGAUUGGAAGUACGUAGCGAUGGUGAUGGACCGGCUGUUCCUGUGGAUAUUCACAUUGGCGUGCGUGGUGGGCACGGGGAUGAUUAUUUUAAACGCGCCAUCUCUGUACGAUACCACCAAACCGAUCGACGUUCUCAUUUCGAAAGUGGCCAAGAAGAAGAUGGCGCUGCUGAAAAUGGUGCCCGAAGAAUUGUAAAAUACUAUUAUGUACUUAUAUAAGCGGGAAAGUGUGUUGCUACGCCACUCAAGACUCAGUUAACGAUGAUAAUCACUAACAUAGU